Phytophthora sojae is the source of this 3693-nucleotide messenger RNA. RefSeq lists its product as hypothetical. The transcript has 5 exons. Lineage: Eukaryota; Oomycota; Peronosporomycetes; Peronosporales; Peronosporaceae. The record is from RefSeq and is a predicted model, not a curated record. The coding region runs from base 1 to 3693 and encodes 1230 amino acids.
AUGGCGACCGGCAGCAUGAUGAAGGACUACGUGCGCAGACAGCUGCGUUACUGGGUGGAUGGCUUCAAGGACGACAUGCUGCCUCGCGACUUCAUGUCCAAGUCGUACUCGAAAACGCAGCUCCUUAUCCCCGACAUCAGGUUAAAGCCUCACCGCGUUGCUGCUGUGUUGCAUCUUCCUGCUCCGUUGUUGGUGACUUCGGUUCACUGCAUCGAGUUGACGAUCGCCGUGCCGUCCUGGACGGACUCGGACAAAGAAGCAGCCUACAAACCUCUGCUAAUCCACGCGAACGAGUUGUCGGUCCAAGUUCGGAACAUUUGGGAGUGCAGCAGCAAGAUCCGAAGCGAGGCGGAGGAACGAGUACAAGCAGCAUUACUCGAGCCGGACCCGCUUGGGUCCACUGCCGCCAUGUUCGCGUUCUCUCGGGACGUGAACGACCGGACUAAGCUGGUGGUGGACAAGCUGAAUGUUCAGAUUUUCAUGGGCGGAAUUUCACGAUUGGAGAUAACGUUGGUAGAUUUAAGCGCACGGACGACCGACGCACUGUGGCAGGAUGUGAAGGACCCGACGAAAUGUGUGGACUACUCCCCGGACCACCUGGUUCAAACGCGGUUCAAGGCCAUGUCGUUCAUGCUCAGUGUUGGGGUCAAUCCUGUCGGGUCUAACGGGGGUCAAAUGAUCCGUUUGAUGACCAAAGUGUCGGUUGAUGUGCGAAUAACGAGGUUUUAUCAUCGCAAAGAAGUGGAGGACUCGUGGAAGAGGCACAUGAAGCUCGUGGAUGUGAAUUUCGGCGCGGUGAAGGUGGAGUUUGGCGUCGCAGACUUUAUGGAGGUGUACACAGUUGCGUCGAUGCUGUGCAAUUGGUUGCUAAACGGCAGGAGUUCGGAAAACUGCGCGUUAUCUUCACCAGAAGAUGGGAUGGCUGCCAAUCGUGAGCCAAUCGGUCCGAGACAAACUGACCAGCCGAAUAUUGAGCUGCAGAUCACAUUUCGGGGUACGCUCGAAGCAAAACUGAAGUUUAAUUCACCUACCGAGGGACCGCAGGAGCUGUUCCUGGUUGCGGAUCGUGCUGCGGGGAAUAUAAUCCUUCAUCGACACGGUGUGCGUGAAUUGCAGUUGAGUCUGCAUGAACUCGCGGUGAGAUUCCGAGGGUAUGUCGUAUUUCGACUGAAACCUGACCGUGAGGUCUUUCAUCUGGAGCAGCGGCACAACUCUUUAUCUAUCAAAUGGCGAGUUCAAAGCGUACUGUGCCGAAUUGACGACGACUUAACGAGAAUGCUGACCGAAAUGUACCAGUUUGUGAACGAAAAGGAGAAGCCGAUUGUUAUCCGGUGUGGAACCUGCCACCAGCAGAUCAGCCUCGACAUGAUAGACGUCCACGUUUGUCCACCCCGUAACAGCAAUAGAUCAUUGACAGCAACUCCGCCAGCUACUGGAGAGAGUAGAGGAAAUAGUUUUUCGGAAAGCUCCAGUGCUGAAAAUGGUGAUUCGGAUGCAACAGUGAAGGCUGUGAAUGCCAACGGGGCUCCUAAAAUUCACGUUGAGUUACAUAUGGACGAGUUGGAGCUCCAGACCGCUGGAAGACUGGUUCAACUCUUGCUAAAAUGGCUUGGAAUACGUGAGGAUGAACGCGCAAUUGGGCGUGAUAUUACUACGAAGCUGUCGGAUUUGCGCCUGACCACUGAAUCGAACGAGUUCGCGGGUGAUGCCAUUUUUGUUCCUGCUCUGCCACUUGCCUUUCAGAUGCUGGAGUGUUCCUUACAAGGUUGCGGUUGCAUUUUACGACGCAGAGGAACGAUGCACUCGAAACAUAUGCAUUAUACCGAAAUCAAUCAUGCCUACCAGUGGCCUGCUCGGCUUUUCUUCGACAUCUCUCAUUGCGCGAUGUCCGCGCAAGAAUGCUUUGCAAAAGUCGACAAGAUCCAGUUGCGAUCGAGCUUUUCGGAUGGCAGUCGUGUGUGCUCGUCCUCCCAGCCUCAACUAAGUUUCCAUAUAACCAUGGACAAGGUCCGUUGUCAGUUGGAUGAAGUGCUAUUCAAGCUAUCUCGACAAGUGUUUGAUCAUAUCGGAGAGUCAUUAUCCAGCUCAAAAGGCUUUACAAUGAUGACACUUUUCCUCGGAGUGCUACAAAUUCGUGCGGUUGAAUUUACGCUGCAGAAUGAAAAUGUGAAAGAUGCCCGAGCGAAAUCGUUGCUGAAGCAAGCCAUUGUGGUGUUUGACAACCAACUUGGAUUCCUUUGUACGCAGAGUUCGCUAGAUUUCAAGACCGUACUGAAUUCACAGACCAUGGAAUUCGUUCAUCGACAAACUCCAGCGCCUACGAAUAUUCAACCCCCGCCUACCCCGCCGAGCCUAGAACGGGAAGAUGCCUGCCGAUGUAUUCAACGAAUGGUGCGUCAGAAGUACCUUGUUCGGCAGUAUAAGCAACGUUUUGAUCCUGACGACUACGAACCGGGGGUGAGUGGAAGCAACGACAGUUCACCUUCGUCCUCUCCUCGAAAACUCAGUUUGGGGAUUCCGAGUCCGAUCAUUGUGCUUGGCGCUGACGCUGAUAUCGUGGGGGAAAUUCGUGGUGGAAUCAGUAAGUUGAUGAGUCCAUUGAGUCGUGCGCGUUUACCGUCCGAGAGCUUCCGAGGUGGUCUGAAUAAACUCAUGGCUCCGAUCAACCGGACCCUAUCGACCACUGCGAGCACCAAGCGAAGGUCGUCGGUUGAAUCUAUCUCCCCUAUGGUGGAGGUUGCGUGCCAUAACCUUACAACGUCUGAAGAACAAGUGAGCCCUGGGGAUCCACCUCUCUCUAAACCUCCAGAAGCACCAAAGGUAAAUGACCUGAGUGAGGCCAAACUGGCAGCACUUCCUGAUAUUGUGCGCGUGUUAGCCCAAGUAGGCGAAUGUCGCCUGUGCGUUCCGAUCAAUCCGCGAGAGAAGGUUGAGUUUCUGUGUCAAGAAAUCGUUCGGCGAUUCAACGAGUCCUUCGCAGCCGAUCGUGGAAGUAUCUCGCAAGUCUCGCUCCAAGACAAACACGGUGGAGUCUUCUGUCCGUCUGAUACUGUGGGGUUCUUGUUAUCGGUAGCUCCGAGCGAACUGUUUUUCGCAUGUCCUCAAAAGUCUGAUGGACCAAUACGAUCCUUGGCCCGUCUUACGGCAGGAUCGGCAAGGACUGCAUUACCGAGAUCACCGACAUCAAGGAAUGAAGCCUCUACAAGGACAAAGUAUUCAAAGCUACCGCUGCCUUUAGUCAUCGCGCUGCUUGCGAAUGAAUUGGAGCGCGAUUUAAUCCGUUCAGGUCUUUGCGAACGGGAUAGCGGAGCAGCAGGCGAAGCGUGGCCGGAUUUGGCACUCAACGCUGCGUCGCUUGAUGCUGAAAAGAACCCACUGAUCGUGGAGGUUGCGUGGCAUGAAACAUGCGUCGAAGUCACCAAUGGAGACGCAUUUGCACUGUGUCGGCAGCUCUUGGGUCUCUGCACUUCAAGGGCGACCAGCAAGUACGUGGGUAAAAUUCUACGAAGCCGGCUUAAAGUCGACCCGACCAAACCUUUAAUCGAGUGGGCAUGCCGACGGAAACUAGCUAUGGAACAGGAAGGCAAUGGUGAUAGAUCUACCCAACCUUCCGACCAAGAGGAGUUACUGACGGCUUCGUAUGACCAACUCAAGAAGGUGGUGCAAGACACGUUUGGUGUGUACACGCAGUGA